AUGGCCUUGCGCGGGCUGCUGGUUUUGGUGUGCUUGACGCUGGUGCUCCGGACAGAGCUGCAGCCGGCCAGCCUCAAUGCUCUCCGGGGCCCGGACAGGUUGGUCCUGCGGGUGCUGGUGGAUUCCACUGAAAAGCUGAAGGCUUUGCUGCGGCGGGAUGCCGUGAAUGCCACUGGCUGCCCGGAGUUUCAGUGGCUGAACCUUUGCAAGGAGGACCUUUGCAAAAGCUUCGGAAUUAGUCCAAGUCCGGAUAUCUUCAUCUGCGAGCACCCUGGGAUGCUGGCACAGGCUGUGCAGGUGGGUGAGGGCGGAAGGCUCUGGUUUUCCAGGGCUGUGUUGGAGACGCUCUCGAAGGAGGAGGUGCGGGCGGUGAUGGCGCAUGAGUUGGGCCACCUGGUGGCGGGCCACCAGCAAAAGAGGGGCUUCUUGAUCCUUGAUUGGUAUCGCCUGAUGCUGUUAAGGGGUCUUUUUCAGGGCGACAAAGAUGGGGAGUGGGAUGACCUGGACGUGGAGUCGGGCCUGUCCUUGCUGGGCCUUUGGCUUGUCCUGGGCCUGCGUUCCCGUGCCUUCGAGCUGGAGGCGGACCGCUUCAUGCUGCGGGCCGUGGACCCGGCCACGGCGCUCCGGGCCUUGGCUCGGAUGCAUUGCCCCACAGAGGGCUCCCCUGCUGUGCUGCGGCAGGCGAGGCGGCGGGCCAAGCGGUGUGGCCUGCUCAGGGCGCAGAUGCUGCUGACCGGGGCGUCCCAUCCGUGCCUGCCGCUACGGAUCGCCCCGGCCCUCUUUCACACGCAGCGCUUCGGCGGCUUGGAUGGAGCGGUUACGCUGGGAGCCAUCUUUUCCGGUGGAGGCGUCUUCGUGUCGGAAGCGCACGUGCGGCCCCCCCCGCGGUCUGUCAGCGAGGGCUCUGGCUUAGGAGCCGAUGCUUUGUUGGAGCGGCAGCCAACCAGAAGACAGGUGGACUCCGCCAACGUUCAGCAGCGGCUCCGGGAGGAGGCGCUGCAAAACAUCAUGGGCAGAUGUACGGCGCCGCUGGUCUUGCUUUGCUUUGUGUCCAUCCUCGGGGUGCUCGUCGGCUCGCUCCUUAUGAUCGUUCUUUUCUGGAGAGCUCUUUAUGCGACCAUCCUUUACAAUCAUAUUGAGUGUGACCAGCCCCAUUUGAAGACAUACAUGCUGGUGACGAUUUGCGUCGGCACCUGUACCUCUCACAUUUCCCAGCAGGUAGUAAGCCGAAUGCAAAAUCGAGGAAUGUCCACACGAUCGGUGUGGGUAUCAUCCACCUUGAUUUCAAUGAUCCCUGGCUGGAUGACUCUGUAUUGGGGCUACUCUUUGCUCAAGGGCUGCCAGACCUGCCCAGAGACGAAUCCUGGGCUCUACUACGAUGUCCGCGAUUACGUCUAUUUCCAGAUGAUUGCCGCGUCUUUCACAUAUCUUGUGGUGGGGAUUCCGGCCAUGACGUUCGCGCAUCGCCUCUUGUUGGCUUUGCAAGCCAUCAACUCUGGCGAGGGCAUGCGUGGCUGUGCUGAUAUGAUCAAGAAUCUCCCGAAGAUUCCCAACGAUAGCGCUGAGCUCCGCGACGAGGACGACGGGAGUAUAAUGGAGUGCAGCAUAUGCUUGGGAUCCUUUUCGUCCUUGCCGGUGGUGCGCACUCCCUGCAGACACUUCUUCCAUGAGAAGUGUCUCACGCAGUGGUGUCAGGCGCAUGUGAGUUGCCCACUCUGCAAGAGCCUAGUGGCCGACCCUGACCGCGAGUCGGCUGGGCCUGACAAGGGCGAGUGCUAA
This is a messenger RNA of Effrenium voratum, 1779 nucleotides long. The record is from the annotation of a GenBank genome assembly. Lineage: Eukaryota; Dinophyceae; Suessiales; Symbiodiniaceae.